AUGACUGAAUCACAAGGCUCAACUGUCAAUUCCGUCGCUAUUUGUUUUGCGGUCAUUAGUUUUUGUGCUGUGGUGUUGAGAUUGUGGGCGAGGACGUUUAUUGUUAGGUCGCUCGGGGCUGAUGAUUACUUGAUUUGCGUUGGAGCCAUAUUAUCGUGGUGCUUCAUCGGCUGCACAAUAGCUUCCGUCCAACAUGGCCUUGGUAGCCACUACGAAGACGUGAUCAAACGCGGCACCGAUAACUUCAUCGCCUACCUCCAAAUCGUCUGGCUAUCCUCCAUCUUCUACAAUGCCUGCCUCGGCUUCAUCAAGAUCUCAGUACUCGCCCUCUACACCCGACUCGGCGAUAAGAUGUUACGCAAGACAGCGUUUGUCAUGAUGGGCGUUGUUGGAUGCCAGGCUGGUGCGAAUGUCCUUGCUUGCAUCUUCCAAUGCAGUCCGGUCCCCGCCGCGUACGAUAUCACGAUCUUGCCGGAGGAUAAGAAGUGCGUUGACAUCAAUGCGUUCUACUUGGCCAACGCCGCUGUCAACAUCUUCACGGAUAUCUUGACGUAUACGUUGCCGAUUCCAUUGGUAGCGAGGCUUCGUGUUCCUCGACGACAGAAGAUCAGCUUGGCCAUCAUCCUGGGUCUUGGACUCUUCGCCUGCGUCUCGUCCAUCAUCCGAAUAACCUACAUCCCCAAAAUGCUCAGCUCCUCCGAUGCAACCUGGGUCAUCUCCGACGCGAUGUACUGGUCUGUAAUCGAAACCAACAUCGGCAUCCUCGCCGCUUCGAUCCCCUCCUACAAAGCCAUCGCCAAGAAAUACGCGCCCCGUCUCCUCGGCAGCUCUGGCAUGUCCAGCAGUCGCAAGCUCUCAGGCUUCAAACAGAUGCCUCUUGAGCUUCAUGGUGGCAGCAAUCCUGGUACUGGCGCACCCAAGAGUACGUUUGAGACGAAUAUUAAGAAUGGGUUGGAUGACAAUAGUAGUGAGGAGGUGUUGGUUAUGCCAAAUGGGAGGAUUGGGGUUAAGACGGAUAUCACGUUUCGGUAUGAGAACAACUUGGAGAAUGGCACGGCGAGUCAAAGAUAG
Molecule: messenger RNA, 1071 nt
Organism: Fusarium mangiferae
Lineage: Eukaryota; Fungi; Ascomycota; Sordariomycetes; Hypocreales; Nectriaceae
Exons: 5
Coding region: 1-1071 (356 amino acids)
Source: RefSeq, a predicted model, not a curated record